GGCCAGUCAGCGCUCACACACUGAUAAAACGAUGCAACACCGCCGCCGCUCCGCACAGUCGCUGCCGCUGACCAGGUGUUGGACUAAACAACAGGGACGUCGUUAACGUGACAGAAGAUACAAACUUGUAUGUAUGUGCUGUGCGCCCUUCUCCCUGGUCCCGUACACAGACGAUCGAGAAGAUGCUGAGCCGACUGAUGAGCAGCAGCAUCAGGAGUCUGGACAGGGAAUGCAACUGCACUGUGAGGCUGCUGGACGACUCGGAGUACACCUGCACGAUUCAGCGGGAUGCCAAGGGACAGUACCUGUUUGACCUCAUCUGCCACCAUCUCAACCUGCUGGAGAAAGACUACUUUGGCAUUCGAUAUGUUGACCCAGACAAGCAGAGGCACUGGUUGGAGUUUACAAAGUCAAUUGCCAAACAAAUUAAAUCCCAGCCUCCAUUCACCAUGUGUCUGCGUGUCAAGUUUUACCCUCCUGACCCCGCUGCCCUGAAAGAGGAAAUCACCAGAUAUCUCGUCUUCCUGCAGGUAAAGAGGGAUCUCUACCAUGGUCGCCUCCUGUGUAAGACAUCAGAUGCUGCUCUGUUGGCUGCCUACAUAUUACAAGCUGAAAUUGGCGACCAUGACCCCGGAAAACACCCAGAGGGCUACAGCUCCAAGUUCCAGUUCUUCCCCAAGCACUCUGAGAAGUUGGAGCGGCGGAUUGCUGACAUCCACAAGACUGAGCUGAUAGGUCAGAGUCCUGAAACGUCAGAGCUCAACUUCCUCCAGAAGGCUCAGAUGCUGGAGACAUAUGGAGUGGACCCUCAUCCAUGCAAGGAUGUGUCUGGCAACCCAGCUUUUCUGGCUUUCACUCCUUUUGGAUUCACUGUGCUACAAGGAAACAGAAGGGUCCAUUUCCUCAAAUGGGAGGAGGUGACUAAACUCAAGUUUGAAGCAAAGACAUUCCAUAUAUAUGCAAAUCAGAGGGAGGAUAAGAAGAUCAUACUGACAUACUUUGCACCUACACCUGAAGCCUGUAAGCAUCUGUGGAAGUGUGGAGUUGAGAAUCAGGCCUUUUACAAGUUGGAAAAGUCGAGUCAAGUCCGCACUGUGUCUAGUAGUAAUCUUUUCUUCAAGGGUAGUCGCUUUAGAUACAGUGGAAAGGUUGCAAAAGAAGUGAUGGAACAAAGUGCCAAAAUUAAAAGAGACCCCCCUGAGAUACACAGGGCUGGCAUGGUGCCAAGUAGGAGCUGUCCAUCCAUCACCCACGGCCCUCGUCUGACCAGUGUGCCCAGGACCCGACGGAGAGCUGUGCACAUCUCCAUAAUGGAGGGUCUGGAGUCCCUUCGAGACAGUGCUCACUCCACGCCUGUGCGCUCCGUCUCCCAUGGCGAUUCCUUCAUGUCUUCUCGGGGCCAUAUGGUGGACGGCAGUGAGGCAAGCACGUCAGCGGUCAUCUCUGACGAGGCCUACAGCCCCUCAGACAGCGUGCUGCCCACACCCGUGGCCGAACACGGGAUGGAGAUGCCUGCUCGUCACCUCAACGGUGCUCCGUGCAGCAUCGAUGACGAGUCAUCAGAGGCGGGCACGUCAAAGGAGGGGCGCGUGGCGGAGUUUUCUUCAGGCAGGAGAGGACUGCGAAUGGUCAGGAGCAAGUCGUCACCACCGAGCGACGUAGAGGAGCUGAACAAGUUCAUCCUAAGUGUGCUGCGUCUGUUCCUGGUUACCAUCGGACUGCUGUUCGCCCUGCUGCUGCUACUCAUCAUGCUGACAGAGUCAGACCUGGACAUUGCCUUCCUGAGAGACAUCCGCAAGACACCUGAAUUCCAGCAGUUCCACUUUGAAUACUUCUGCCCUCUGCGGCGCUGGUUCGCCUGUAAGUUACGAUGGAUGGGAGGAUUCCUCAUCAGCAAGUGAAUUGAGACUGAAUGAGACAACACAGGCCUCCACUGAUGGACAAGGGACACAUACAACAGACCUAUUCCCAAAAUCAGCUCAGCUUCUCCCAGGAAGGAGUUCCUGUCACAAGCCACGGACUGUCCCCUGAACAGCCUUGUUUAUUAUGUUCGACCAUCACUGCGAGGAAAGGAAAUCACACUUUACUUUGGAAAUUCAGGUCAUUUCAAGGUAUUUUAUUUUUACACAAAGCCACAGUAACAGCGUUUAAUUUAACACUGAAAGAGACAAGCAAGACUUUUUCAACCACAGAUAAUAGUUGCCUUUAUUUUUGUAUUAAUUUAUAUGUUGCAACAUUAUUGUAAGACAGAAUGACCUGAUGUGUUGGGGAUGUGUGUCAUGUGACCUGAAAGUUUGAGUAAAGUUUUGAGAGAAAAUGAGAUGGGAGCCAGUCUAGCUCUUGCUCAAUUUGUUUUUUAUUUCAAAUCUAACAUCAACAUUCAUGAGGCUAAAAUGUUACUAUGAUCACUGCUGUGAGGUUUAAGACUGCUUUUUUGAGUUGUACUAGUAUCAGGGGGUUAGAGAAAGUGUGGAAUGGAAAAACUAAGCAGCACUUAUUGAAUGAAUUCAGUCCUGAGUCAAAUAAUAUUUGCAAUUAUUAGACUUUGUUUCAUUACAUUUUAGCCAUAUGGGGAAUUUGCCAUGUAGGGUUGGGCAAUAUAGCUAAAAUCUUCUAUCACGAUAUAGGUAAUUCCAUAUCUCAAUAAGAGUAUUUAUCUCGGUAUAGCAUGUUUUCUGGUAAACCAACAAAUAAAUGGUCAAUAUAUAGAAAUCACAUGGUAAAACCAAUUUUUGUAUACCUUAUAAUCCAAGUCCAACAGCGCCUCUAUUGUUCACCCCAGCUCUAUUAUCACCAUAGACUAUAUAAAAAUAAUUAACGUAGUCAUGGUGACAUCAUGCAUUGGUUUGUGGACUGGUGUAUAAGCAGAACAGAUCGAGAGCUAAUAUGAUGCUACUUCAUUAGCUAACACCAAUGCUAGCUACCUAGCUUAAUGAGCAAAAGACAAUCGUUCUUCUAAAUGAACAACUAUCUCCUUUGAGUGUCUUAUAGUCGAACUGAAGACCAAACAAGACAUUUUUAAGUGACCAAAAUUGUUUGGGACCAGUGCAUGUGCAGAACAGAUUGAGAGUCGGAAUGACACUACAUCAUCAGCUAAUACUAGCCCUAGCUAGCUAACUUGGUUAGCAAGGGACUCCCAUCAUUUAAAAUGAACAGCUGACUCCUUCAAAUGUCUUUUAGUCCAGCAGACACAAGACAUUUUUAAUCAACCAAAAUGUUUCAGUUAACUUUGAGGAGGUGAAAACACUGUGAAAGGGUCAAAUUCGAACAUGAAAACACACAGUGCACUGUGGUAGCAACCUGUCAAUCAUAAGGUAGCCCCGCCCUAAAGCAUACCCUGCUUUAUUGUUUAUUUUACUCUACAUGGGACCAUAAUUUACAAAAUUAAUAUCAUCCUGUAUUAAAGAAGACUUAAUUCACUAGUGAUUGAGACAAUUAACUUAUUAUGAGAAUGUUCCCUGACGUAAUAAAUCAAGUAAAAAGUAGGCUCAUUUACCUAUUGACUUCCAUACAAAUGGACUUCUUUUUGCAACUAGUGGAGUUGCCCCCCUGCUGGCAAUUACAUAGAAUGCAGGUUAAAGGCACUUCUGCAGUGGUUUCACUCAUCAGGCCAAGAGGUCAUUGCUCAGUUCUCACAUGUAAGAGCAAAGCGUCUUCCUAAUGACAUAAAUAUUGCUGUACUACAGUUCAGUAAGUUAUAGAAACUAUAUAGAAAACCAUAAACAUUUUUUAAACAGACAUUUUUCAAUCAUAUUUAUUGUCAUAUCGCCCAGACCUAUUGCCAUUAAGAGUGAUUAGUGAGUGUUAAAACAGUGACUUUAAAGUAUAGUAACAUUAAUUUAUAUACAACCUAACAUGUGCUAUCGUGAAUUGAAACAAAUACUAAUAAUUGGUUGCAAUAGCUAAUUGGCCUAGGUGUGAUGUUGGUCCUGCCCUUUCCGAUGGCUUGAAUGAUCAUCUUUGUAACGAGUGUGACUUAGUUUGUGGUAAGACGUCCAUUAACAGUGUGCUCAUGUUACCAUUGUUGUCCAGCUGCUAGAGCACCACUAAAGUAUUAUCGUCCAGUGACUAUAAAUUAUGGAUAAAUUGUAAGGACAAGUAAGUAAUGGAGGUGGUAGGUUUACUGAUUUUAUGAAAUAGCAGACAAAUAAUUCUAAUAGCUACAAUCAACUUCUGUGUGUAAGGAGCAGUUGUCACUUUGCCGUAGUUACUUUUACAGUAGUUGUAAAGGUGAUGGGACUGUGAGCUAGCCCUGUAGUGAUAGUAAAGUGUUUGGUUAGUUCUUUGACUCCCACACUCUGUAGAAGGAGUUUAUGUUGAUGUGCAAUACUGUUAAUAUUUUAAAACAAAACAAGAUAUAUUUUCCAUUAAGGGAAAUCUGACCUUGUUUUACCUUUGUAAAGUGCAAAGAUUAGUGGUAUUUUCCCACAGUAGACAGUUAAGAUAGCUUGUUUUUAGUUCAUGUUGAGUGAAGGUCAUAUAACUUUGUUUGGCCCUGCUGUGUUCAAAUUUAUGCAUCUACCUGUAAAGGCUGAAUAUAUUUUAAUCAUGUUUCCAUUUUUGUACAAACUGAUGUCUUGUUAACGCACAGAGAUUUCCUCACAGUGACUUUUAAAAGGACUUGAAGCGUUAUUUUUUACAGUAUGGUUUUCAACCCUGCUUACAAGAGAGCCUAAGAUAAGUCAUGUUUACGUUUUCAUCAUCGCACCUACCAAAGAAACCUCUGUUGUCAGUUUGCAUCAUCAGAUGAAAACUCUGAUAGUCUGCUCUCCUUCUCCAGCCUUAUUAUAUAGAUGUUAUUUCACAGAUUAGCCUGCAGUGCAUCUUUUAAAACCAUGUAGUCAGUUUGUGACAGUUAAAAAAUGGUCUCUUCAACAAGCCUACAACUGGUUGAUUUAGAUAUAUACCAUAUGUAGGUGUAAAUAUAGGCUGAUCAGCAAGUUUAAACCAUUAUACCUAAAAUAAAUGGAUGUAUUAUUUAUGCAACAAGAGGAAUGGUUUAGAGCACUGAUUGGCUGAGGGGUUCAGGAUGGGAAGUUGGUAAAGUUACUUUAUUGAAAUUCAAAUAUAACCCAAAAAAUCCACAGGUUGAAAGUUAAAACGAUACUUUGAAAAUCCCUCCAGUAUUAAAUACCUGGCUUUUAAUUUUGACUUUAUUUUUAAACAAUAUUGACAUUUAAAACUUCAUAAUAACCAGAAGUAUUAAAAUGUUUCCUUUAAGAGUUGGAUGAGAAAUAUUGAGUGAUAUAUUUAUAUUUAAUAUAACUGAUAUUUUGUGGUUGGUUUUCAGACUAAAUGACUUAUGUUUUUUGCUUUAACUAAUGGUGUUUGCUGGAUUUUGAUUGUGUUUGUUCAAAGGCCAGUCAAGGCAGAAAAUGUGCUUUUUACUUUCUAUAAUUUGUACUUUAAAGUCUCAUUUUAUGUUCAUUGGUAUGAAAAACUUAACAUAAUUUGAGCAAUAAAUAUAACAGAUAAUGUAAUGAAUAUUAAUAACUGUAAACUGAAAACAACUGUUUGUCCGUCUGUCAGACAUUCAGAAUGUCUUUUGAAUCCCGUCAGAAGGUCAAACUGCCUGCAGUGCAUGUGUGAACGGACGGCACCCACGUUUUCUGAUCACCCAGUGGUAGGUGACAUUAUCAUGUAAAUCCUGUUUGAUUGUUGCCUAAUGCUAGACUGCUCUUCAUUGAC
This is a messenger RNA of Centropristis striata (black sea bass), 5688 nucleotides long. RefSeq names its product FERM domain-containing protein 5-like. Lineage: Eukaryota; Metazoa; Chordata; Actinopteri; Perciformes; Serranidae. Gene Ontology annotation, molecular function: cytoskeletal protein binding. Gene Ontology annotation, cellular component: cytoskeleton. The record is from RefSeq and is a predicted model, not a curated record. The transcript is spliced from 14 exons. The coding region runs from base 183 to 1901 and encodes 572 amino acids.